Molecule: messenger RNA, 1611 nt
Organism: Rhinichthys klamathensis goyatoka
Lineage: Eukaryota; Metazoa; Chordata; Actinopteri; Cypriniformes; Leuciscidae
Exons: 9
Coding region: 1-1611 (536 amino acids)
Source: RefSeq, a predicted model, not a curated record
AUGUCAUGGGCCGCAAUAGAUCCAUGUACACCAACCCCAUUGAAGGCUUCAAGGCCCGCUAAAAGACCCCGUGUUGAAUUUGAAGAGGAAAUAUUCCCCAUUUCCGUGUCUGAUCCACAAGCACGGUCUGUUACAGCCGAGACACAAUCAUCACACGUUUUUGCCACAUCAAUGCCAUUCCACAAGGAUGCAAAGUACAUUGUUUUUGAAGAGUGUCUCCUCAGCCUGUUCGAGAGUUGUCCUGUUUGCACCCGGGCUUGUGAUGUCUGCCCACGCAGAAGAGGGACCUUUAUAGCCAUCGAGCAGCUGUGCGCUCGCUGUGGGUUCUCCAGACGGUGGCGGAGCCAGCCUGUGGUCGGCAGCACUCCCGCGGGCGACCUCCAGCUCUCCGCCGCCGUCUGUUUCAGCGGAGCUUCCUUCCUGAAGAUGCGAAAGGUGUUCAGGGCGAUGCACCUGAAAACACAUACAUAUGAUGCUUUUAGAAGACAUGCCAGGACAUACCUUGAGCCUGCUAUCAUAUACAAGUGGACUGAGGAGCAAAGUUUGCAACGGCACGACCUGAGCCAGAGCAAGAGUGUCAUUGUUGCUGGUGACAUGCGAGCAGACUCGCCAGGACAUUCGGCAAAAUAUGGGAGCUACACUAUGAUGGACUUGCAGACCAACAACAUAAUAGACAUUCAGCUGGUGCAGAGCAGCGAGGUAGGGGGACGCCGCCACAUGGAGGAGGAGGGCCUAAGAAGAAGCCUGGACCUCCUGGAGGAAAGCGGCGUGAAGUUGGACUGCGUUGUUACUGACCGUCACCCUCAGAUACGAAAGUUUUUAAAGGAUCGUAAAAUUAACCACUAUUAUGACGUCUGGCACAUGGUGAAAGGAUUGUCAAAGAAGCUGGAGAAAAUUUCCAGAGAGAAGGACUGUAGUUUGGUGAAGAAGUGGCGUAAGAGCAUCACCAACCACCUGUGCUGGUCCGCCAGCGGCGCUGAUUCGGGACCCGAGAGGGUCGCCAAAUGGACCUCCAUCAUGAACCACAUUCAAGACAUCCACACACAUUCUGACCCAGCGUUCCCUCGCUGUCAACAUGAGCAAAGGGUGUCUAAGGACCAUAGCAAGUGGUUUCAUCCAGGUUCAACAGCACUGGAUAAGCUUCAUAGGGUCCUGAUGAACAAGAGAGUGCUUUCAGAUGUAGAGAAGCUGAGUCCACAUUACCAGACAUCAACUGUGGAGUCAUUUCACAAAGUCAUCUCGCACUUUGCACCGAAACAUGUUGUCUUCCCCUUCAUUGGGAGGCUCUGCAGGCUGUAUCUCGCAGCGAUGCACUUCAAUGAGAAUGCUGUCCGGACACAAGUGACGACAUCUAAAGGGAAACGCGUGUACGAGCCUCUCUUUCCAAAGCCCAAACCGGGAGGACACGCAUGUGAAUGUGUGUGUUGGUCCCUGAGAUCUGGAGCGUUUCUGGAACAUCAUGACUCUAGUUUUCUGGAGGUUGACGGUCAGGGCCCAGGACUGACAGUAAUCCUCCAGCAGAUCCAGGCUGUCCUGAAGCCCCUCUUUAGUAGGCGACAGGAGGACCAGGUCGUCUGCGUAGAGAAGACACUUGAUCUCGGUGUCGUGUAG